CCAGCGAAUCACACUUACCAUGUUAGCGCCAGAUCCAACCACCGCCUGUUGAACGAUUGCAUCGGCCAAAUUGUACACAUCGCCGCUUACUCCGCGAGUGAGAAUCUGCAAUAGAAGCAAGUAACCACAUCAACCAUGAAUAUCCAUCACGCGAAAUCCAAGCAAACAUCGUUGAUCGUAGUAACGAAUUCAAAAGUAUGGCGGAUAAAUUUCGUAUCGGUUCCCGGUUUAUACGCUUAAUCGGUAGUAAGGGGAAAGCUGGUUCGGCCUCUUCAGGCGACAAAGCGACAUCCCGCAAAGCGUCCUCCAAAUCAUCAGACAAAUCGUCCAAAUCCCCGCCCACCGUUAAACCGCCGAAAGAUUUCCAUGCCGUACUGGGUGUGAGCCGAGCGGCCACGUUGAACGACAUCAAAAAGGCGUAUUACCAGCUGGCGAAACAGUUCCAUCCGGACCGAAGCACCCAGAUACAGCAGGAUGGAGCGCCAGGUGCAACGGCGGACACGGCUGCGAUGGAAUUAAAGUUUAGCCAAAUUACGGAAGCAUACGAAGCGUUGCUGGAGGAGCUGAAAAGCCGCACCGACAGUGUGGUCGAUCUGAAUCCGGCCCUGUACCGGGACGUGCAGCGGAAGCACAUGUUGCUUCCGAAGGCAAAGAAGGAACGAUCGGCAAAGCCGGGCGUAGUGUUAAACGAGCUGAAUUACGAAGAUGUUGUGCUAAGUCUUACUUUCAAGGAAUCGAUCGAAGGGACGGUGCGGGAGCUUACGUUGCCGAUCGGGGUAAAGUGUGACCGCUGUCUAUUCACCGGCUCUCAGUCGGUGCGCGAUAAGGCAGGUAUAUGCAGCAUCUGUCACGGUACGGGUAAGCAAGAGUUCCAGUCGGAGAGUGGCAAACUGUUUAUGCCUUGCAAGUUUUGUAACGGUACAAAGCAUACGCCGCAGAAGCUAACGUGCCCCAAGUGCAACGGUAAAGGAAUUGUGAUGAAAAACCACAAGCUGACCGUAACCAUUCCGAAAGCCGCGCAGGAUAAGGACCGGCUAAAGGUACGCAUACCGGGGCUGCAGCGACAGUUGAACGUUAUUCUGCACGUGCAGGACUGUGAACACUUUCGCCGCAACGGGCUGAACAUAUAUUCGACGGAGGAGAUUACGAUGCUGAAAGCGAUCAGGGGUGGUGAUUUAUCCAUCCGCGGCAUCAAUGGGAUCUUCAACAUCCACCUCGAGCCCGGUACACAGUGCGGUUCGGAGGUACGCAUUCCCGGGAAAGGGCUGCGAGACGAGCUUCACCAGGACGUUGGGGACCACGUGCUCAAUCUACAGAUUCGUUUGCCGAAAAGUUUAACACCCAAACAGCUUCGCUUGCUAGAAGAAUUCGAACGAGCCAUCCAUUGUGAUGAGUGAGCGAGCGUGGUAGCUUACCGUUUUCACGUUGAUGCCCCAUUGGCAGUCGGUCCAACGCUCCUUCCAUGCGCGCAACAGCAUUAGCUUGAGCAGGGUGGUUUUGCUGGUUGUUUUCGAGUUGUCCAUGAUCAUUUUGAAACUCUGUUUUUACUAAUAAAAUCACCAGUAAAGUACGGCAAACUGUA
Molecule: messenger RNA, 1582 nt
Organism: Anopheles stephensi (Asian malaria mosquito)
Lineage: Eukaryota; Metazoa; Arthropoda; Insecta; Diptera; Culicidae
Product: protein tumorous imaginal discs, mitochondrial-like
Exons: 1
Coding region: 198-1397 (399 amino acids)
Biological process (GO): negative regulation of apoptotic process; protein folding; mitochondrion organization
Cellular component (GO): mitochondrion
Molecular function (GO): heat shock protein binding
Source: RefSeq, a predicted model, not a curated record